Molecule: messenger RNA, 6869 nt
Organism: Schistosoma bovis
Lineage: Eukaryota; Metazoa; Platyhelminthes; Trematoda; Strigeidida; Schistosomatidae
Source: the annotation of a GenBank genome assembly
UUUUACAAGUAGAUAAUAUAAAUGCAAAUAACCGUACACCUUACUUUGUUUAAUCCAAUCAAAAUUAUGUGAUUUCGAGCUGUGCCAACUUCGGUAUUUUUUCCCUGUAUGGCUUCCAACUGUGAUACUCCGCAGGAUCAUGAUCCCAGCAGACUAAUUAUAAAAGUAUGGGAAUUUUUUGCAAGUGCUGCAAGCGGUUUAUGCCAAUUAUAUAAAGGCAAAAUUGAUCACUGUGCUGAUUUUCAAAAUUUACUGGAUACGCUGUCUUCGAUUGAAAGGUUCUAUAGAGGAUCUGAGAAUUCUGUAGAAGCUGCACUAAGCUAUGGAAAAAUUGUCGGUUCUCAAUAUCUACGCCUUCAUUUGAGAGAUUUAGCUUAUGAGAAUAUUCAAACUACUACAGGGGACAAUGGGGUUGAAGUUUAUGUGCCUUUGGAAUCAUUAUUGCUUGGGAGCACUAAAACACUUGGUCGUUCCAGGAAACUCCAAAGAAAGCGUCCACGCCAUUGUGUUUAUUGUCCUCGUUUAUCUAAGAGAAUUGCUUUGGACUAUUGCGGUCACAAGCGUUGUCGUAAUAGAUGCUCUAAAAACAAACGAGCAUUCUUUCCUGUUAUGAACACCGUCUUAGAUGAUUCAAAUUUGUAUGGCGUCAUUGAUGGUCUCAAUGGAGAUGGAUCUAUCAGACACAACGAUGAAGUAGUAAAGUCGAUAGUGCCUAGUUCGUUAUCGGCAUCAAAAGGUAUACAACAUUACAUUUCGUGGUUAUUAGCAAUAUUACCACUUCUGUUUGCUCUGUUAUCACCGUUAUAAUUUUUCUCUUUUACGUCUAAAACUUGACAUUUCUUACUUUUAUGUUGUAAAACGUUAACUGUCUACUCAUUCUAACUACUUCCAAGGAUUCGUUUGUGCUCAUAUUUAAUAUUGUUAGAUAUAUUGAUUUGAUCACAGCAGUCUCGGACUCAUUUGCUUUAUCAUAUGGUUUAGAGAAAAAUAACAGCCAUAAGAAAAAUUGUUAGGAGCUCUAUAACUGAAAGUAGGAGAAAUGGAUGUGCUUAGGGUUCUCAUAUCCCAGGUGCAAGCUUUAAACUAGAUGGUCAUGUAUACUAUAUACUUAUACUUGUUGAAAAGUGGAGGCUUGGAUGUUUUCGUUAUCUGUACCAGUACAGAAUAAUAAUUAGCCAAAAUAAAACUCACGGUAAUGUUCUAAGAAACCUUUUAGAUACGUCGGUCAUGACAAUCUAUCUAACUUCCAUUCUGUAAAUACUAAUGGCAAACUAGAAGCCAUAAACUGUAUGUAAUUUUCCACAUCCAUCUUCACUUUCACCACUAUCACGUGGUUUUACAGGGAGCUUUCGUUUAUGUGUUCCUUUCUUGGUGCCCUAUUAGUUUCAACCGUUGAAACGAAAUGUUUUCCCACCUAUUAUUAGUGAAGUUGACUGGGAUGCUGUUUACUCUAUCAAUUUGUCAGUAAAAAGCAAGAAAACAUGGAUAUAUUACAGGUAUUUGGCCAUAAGUACUUGUUAUAUGGCGUUGCUUUUUAUUAAAGCUAUUGUGUAAAGUGUUUUGCCAUCAAUUGUAAAACUAGUCAACGGUUUUUAUUCAGUCUAUAAAUAUAUGGUCAUUCAUCAACGCUGGUAGUUAUAGCAUUUUUCCAGGCACGUAUUUUCUGACUAUGCUUGAUAAGUCUAUGUGAUACACUUUUUAGUAUCCUAUUAUCCGUUGUAAAUAAAUUAAGUGUAGCCUGAUUAAGGUAUGAUAUCAAUUUAUUAGGUGUGAACCAUAUAGGCUUUCUAGCCGGUAUUCAUGAGACAGUUCUAACUAAUAAUUGGAGAAGAGAUUUUAUAAAUCCCACAAAAGUGAAGAUAUAUUUAUUAUUUAAACAUCCUUCUGGUCUAUACGCUUCUUAUGUUUUCAAACCUCUACUUCUGUCAGUACCACUAUUUUUACUCUGUUGGUAUAAUAAGUAGUCUAUCAGUUUAAUUUCAUCUUUUCGUCCUAAUCUACGCUUUAUUAACUAAAAGAAUUCAAAAACAAUUGCUCAAGAAACUGAUUUCUCUGGGUGUUUUACCAGUUGCUCUAUGUUACUUUUCAGAUUUAAUAAUUAGCUGUUAGUGUCCUAGAUUUAAGUAAGAUCUAAUGAUCUUUUAUUUAUUGAGUAUACUAAUGAAACCAUAAGCCCUUUUUAGCUAAUAAGAUCGUUACAAUGACCUUUUUAUAUUGUUUUUAAUUAAAUUCUACAGUAUUAUGCGAAUAAAACAUGUAUUUCAAACUUACCCAUUACCAAGUACUUUUCAAUAUUUUAAUUUAUGAACUCAUACUAUUUAACGUAGGUUACUGAAAACGUUUUAUUCAUGUAAGUGUUUGUCAAUCCACUUCAUACUGAAGUUAUAUUUUUCGUAGCUCUAAUACAAUAGGUCUAUUUAAAUAAAUGACAUAGUAACAAUGUUUGAAAAACUCCCUUGUAGCAUAAAUUAUUAUGACGCACCAAAAAUUAGUCGUGAUAGUCAGGAGAGUGCGUAACUCACAAAAAUGAUAUUGGUUAAUUGUUCAUAACAUCUAGUCAUAUUUAUCUUUGUGUUAUUAUCUCAUGUAUGAACACGUUAUUUUAGUAGAUUGAGUAAUUCUAUUCUGGUAGUUGGUUGUCUUAUCUUUGAUAUUAAUUCAUUCGGAGAGAGUGAGUCAAUAAUCAGGUUCGUUAACAAUCACUCGGACACAUCGCAUCAUAAUAUAUUACCAAUCGAUUGACACGUUGUAUCCAUUAAUCUAACAAUCCUCAAACGUUUUCAGUUAGAAAUCUUAAAAUUCUAAUCUAUAACAAUUUCAAGCUUAUAAAGUAGAAAAUAAUGGAAAUGUACACGGUAGCGCUGGAUUAAAAUUAUCAUUAUAAAAAAUUUAAAUUAUUCCUUCCACGUCUUAUGAAUGAAUGAUUUAAAAACUACUAUUCUAAUGAGAUGUAACGCUGUACAUAGAAAAGACAAAUUAAUUAACUAUUAAAUAUAGCCGCUUUUAAUCUAAAAUUUAUGGAUUUCAUGUUCAGUACAUCUGUCAGUUAGUUUAUGGUAUUUAAUUGGGGAUCAGUAAAAUCUGUGACUAUCUUUAAACUGUUUCUUUUUUUCAACAUAUUUCUUGUGCAACUUAGUUUGUGUAUUUAUUUAAUAUAUCACUGUCGGAUUCAUUAAGCAAGUUCGUGAGUAACACAUAUUCUCUCAUUUUGUUCGGCUCUAAAUCGUUUAGGCUGUUUAAGAGCUAAUGGUUCGACAGUAGGAUCCACGAGGGUAACACGCAUAUACUUCUUGAACAUAAAUUUAUUAUCCCUGUUUAGAUGGAAUUAUAAAGCACGUUUAUAAUCAUGUUUAAGGGUUUCUGUUGUGCAUGUAAUAGUGUUAUAUGGAAGAUGACGUACUCCAGGUCAUAACAAUCAUCUGUGCAGUCGACAACUUUUAUUUCGGACGGUAUUCUUUACCUUUUUUUCUUGUUUUUCUUAAUUACAUUGACUUAACUCCUUGGCUGAUGGCAGACAUGUCCAAUAAUAUCUUUAAUGAUUAUUCUUGGAUCUAAUUAUUUUUUCAGUAAUUAGGUAGGUAACAUUCAUCUGUUAUUAAAGACCCAUCAAUUGUUUGGUUGUUCUUCAAAUUCGUUUUCGGUUAUUAUAACUGUUUCUUAAUUAGAUAAGUUCCUUUUUAUCCAAACCAACAGCUAUAAAAUUUCGAAUGAUCUACCCACUUUUACCAUGUUCUUGAAUCAGCAUACUAUUCGGAAAGACAUUACCAGGACGCGGGGUUAUUUGCUUAUCAUAUAAAUAGUCGUUUCAUAGAGUAGUGGAAAUUUGUUUACGUUGUCAAAAAACCAACUCGACAGUUUUAAAAAACCUGAAAGUAUUAGUUAUGUUAACCACUGAAGGCAAUUGAGCAUGGUCGCACAAUAUCGUGAAUCGACUGAAUUUUGGCUUGUACGCCACUGAAUACCGAUUUGGUGGUCUAGAGGUUAAGUGUUCGUAUGCAAGACCGAAAGUCUUGGAUUUCAACCCUCGAUUACGGAGUCAUGGAUGCGCACAUCUGAAAGGUUGACGUGAUAACGGCUGUUGUUUUUUUCAUAAAUAUUAACGGUAUUUUCUAAGGCAUGGCCACAGAUAUUAAAUAGAUAGUGGUCGGUUCAAGUAUUAUCAAAAUGUGCCCAAUACCUCCAGGUGCAUCAUAUUUUCUCCCAAUAAUACAAAGAAACAGGAUUUUAGGAAACAUGAUCUCUAAAUGUAACCACGUUCGAAGCUGAAUCUAAACCAAUGAUAACGUAAUCGCUAGGACUUUCUAUUAAGUAAACACUGAACAAACUACUGGCAUUUAUAUCUAUCUUAAAACGAUAAUCGACUGCUUCACUUUUAAAUUUAUUAAUAUUAUUGAACGAUAGGUUUUAAUAGUGUAAAGGGAGAAGUUAUGAAAAAUUUACCAUUGAUGCAGAAGCAGAUAUGAUCAGUAAAUUUAAACCACAUUUUUUUUAACGUUAUUCCUCCUGAGGAGUUCAAUAAUAGGGUGAAACAACUGUUUAGUGCUCCCAAGUUUACAGUAGUUAUCUAACUUAGAUCGGUUCAUGAUAUCAAUGAAACUCAACAAUUUCUACAACCCUAUACUGAUCUUAAAAUAGCUCACUUUAUCCAAAGUAGCUUGUUCUGAUGAAUGUGUUACGAUCACCUUCGAUGCUACAUAUAUUGCUUCAUACCGUAUAGUUUGAACCCAUAAAUUAACUUGAAUAUUUUUCAGUCUCACUUUAAACGUUCUGAAUUUUAAUUUCAAUAAUUACUAAUUUGCUUAUCUUGAACUUUUUUUUAAUCGUAUCUACCAUGUACCUAAAACUGUUACCACCUUACCUACUCUUUUUUGGUAGUUAUUUUUCGGUUGGUAAGAUUGCGCGACGAUAAAAAAUAAUAAGCAAAUUUGUCACGUUCACUCCAUAGGUUGUAUUCAUAAUUAUUUGUGAGUUUUUUAUUACUUCAAUCACUAAUUAUUCAGAACUCAAUGCACGUCAAAAACAGACUGAUUUAUCCAUCACAAACUUCUUGUUUACACAAAAUAAAAAAUUUUAUUGGUCGAGCAGAAACGUAAAACUUACUCAGUUUCCUUUCAUGAAAUAGAUUCUUAGUAAAUGGUCUUUUCACAUCAUAGUAUCCCGAUGAUCGAAUCAAAUAAUUUUAUCCCAUUUUUUGCUUACCUAGCUCAUGGAUUUACUUAAUGGUAACCAAAUUUUUAAGUUUUUAUUCCAUCAUUUGAUGUUCUUAAAUUGUGUAGUCGUAUUCAUAGUUAAUUGUAUAUGCGGAAGUCUAUUAUAAAGUUAAAGAGUGCAGCAUCAUUAAACAAAAUUAUUAAAGAUAAUUAAUUAGAAUUUCAACGAGUGGAAUGUUAUAAAAACAUUUAAAUAAACGAGAAGGAGAAUUUAAUUUGUUGUUAAAAAAAUUUUUUUACUAACUAAAUUGGCAUUGUUUUAGAAUCCAUGAUACUUAAUGCUCAUGGAUACUAUAAAGUAGUGAGAUGCUUUUUUUUAGUUUAACAGUGUUUUUCUCUCAGUAGAUUAGAUUAAUGAGUUUUCUGUAUUUUUAAAUGGUUGUUUAUAUUAUAUGCUUUUUUUAAUUCAACCGUGUUUAUUUACCGAUUUUAUGUUUAUUUUGUGUUAAAACUGAAGAUUUACGUGUCUGUUGUUAGCAAAAGUGUAACAUCUAAUAAUUACAUGUAUGAUUAACUGGAAACUAUUCACAAUAAUGUUUGGAAAGAGAGUUUAUGUUAUUGUUUGAUGCAGUUACCCCAUUACCAUGACUCCAUAAUAACUUGGAAAUUUCACUAUAACAUACGAUAAUCUUAAGAACGCUGCAUCAAAAUCUACACUUUUUUUAUUAAAUUUCUGUUGGUUAUGAAUUUCACUUUUGUAAUAUAAUAAUUUUGACAAAGUUAACGUGCUGUGUUGACUUAGUUCUGCCAAAUCCUCUCGGUAUUACAACUAAAUUAUCUACAAAGCCAGUACAUCAGUAUAAACAUGAUUGUCAAGUCCUAUUGAUCAUGGUUAUUACUUUUACUACUAAAUAAGCUAUCCGGUAAUAUAAAAUAACUCAAUUAAUUUUAAACAAGGUUAUUAUGUGUUACCUUUUCAUUCACAGCUUUCAUACCCCCUAUCAGUUCAUUCGUCAAUCAUUCAAGCAUUUCACAAUUAGUUUGUGAUGGAUUGACCCAGAGAAGAAAGCGUCAUCAUCGCAUACUACCUAGUUAUCAAGUAGCGAAUAACCGUGUCUGUAAUUCUACUGAUUAUCAUGAUGAAUCAAUCAAUCGGGAUCCAUUCAAUGUCUUUCAGGAUGCUGUACAGAUCAUAAAUCUUCUUGAUCCGCUCUCCAAAUUUUCAGUGACCAGUAGCACUGGAAACUCACAAAACUCGUUCAAGCGUCCUCGUAUUGAAAGUUCUACUUCUUCCAAGGAUGACUCGAACAAUAUAUUACUAUGAUAUCAGUCACACUGUACAUUAUGUCGGUUAGAUCUCGUGUUAUUUGAUCAACGUAAAAUGUCUUCAUAGUUUUUUUCCAAAAAUUCCUUCGUACCUCCUCAACUUCAUUGAAUAAUUCGACUUCUAUAUGUUCCUAAAGCUAUUUAUGAUUUUCUCUUCUUCCUAAACUAGCUGACAUACACGCAUUUGUGAAAUAUUAUUGGUAUCUCCCUUUGUAUUUAAGUGGUAUAUUUCAUCAUAUGUUGUAUUUCUCAAAAGUAAUAUAAUUAGAACCCUAAAUUACUACUGUACUUUCUAGUUUAAAAAAAAUUUGAUGUGUCCAUUGAACCUUUUCUGGUUACCAUUUACCCGCCACUCAUCAGUUACUUUAAAAAUAAACGUUAAGCGCAAAUCAA